Zygotorulaspora mrakii is the source of this 525-nucleotide messenger RNA. RefSeq names its product Slm4p (gene SLM4). Gene Ontology annotation, biological process: signal transduction. Gene Ontology annotation, cellular component: Ragulator complex. NCBI's taxonomy places the organism in Eukaryota, Fungi, Ascomycota, Saccharomycetes, Saccharomycetales, Saccharomycetaceae. The record is from RefSeq and is a predicted model, not a curated record. The coding region runs from base 1 to 525 and encodes 174 amino acids. The transcript has a single exon.
AUGAUUAUCCAAUCGCAGAACGUGAUGGAUUUGUUACAAAAGCUACUCAGACCGGUUUCUAUUGACUGUGUCUCCUUCCAGUCAAAGCCCCUACAGAGCGCUGCAUUAUUAUCAAAAUUGAAUGGUUCGGUCCUUUCAUUCUCAACUUCAGCUCCUACAACUGAGAUACAUUCAAUAAAUAAUCUAAAGAUGAUGAGCUUACUUAUUAGAGACAAAUGGGCAGAGGAUGAGCUGGUGAAACAGGAACAAGUUGACACAACGAAUGGACAUGCAACAUGGCCCCCUUCAAAUAUAAAGAACUGCUACCAAUAUGAAACACCUUCAACGGAAGGAGGAGAACCACUGACGACGAAUAUCUAUACUUACGAAAUCGAAGAAUUACAUGCAUGUGUUUGUCAACUGCCACGAAGUGAUCUGUUACUUCUUUUUAUUGCUGAGGCCUCAUUUCCCUUCGGCCUACUAGCUCUCAAAAUGCAGAAAGCUGUAACACCAUUUCAGGGCCUCCAUGGUUACCAACUCGGCUAA